This is a messenger RNA of Jatropha curcas, 5689 nucleotides long. RefSeq names its product multidrug resistance-associated protein 5 (gene ABCC5). Gene Ontology annotation, molecular function: ATP binding; ATP hydrolysis activity; ABC-type transporter activity. Lineage: Eukaryota; Viridiplantae; Streptophyta; Magnoliopsida; Malpighiales; Euphorbiaceae. Gene Ontology annotation, biological process: transmembrane transport. The record is from RefSeq and is a predicted model, not a curated record. Gene Ontology annotation, cellular component: membrane.
GACCAAAAAUACUAAUAAAAUAAAAAAAUUUUUGAUCUUUGAUUUUAAUAUCUUCCAUUUUCGGCAUAACACACACACACACACACACACACCACCAUUGCAAUAGCCCAAAGCCAAAUACUAUUAUUAAUAUUUAUAUACAAAAAGGAGAGAGAGGAAGAAGAGAUCUCUUUCUCUUUCUCUAUCUUCUAUCUCUGUCUCUCUAUAUUUUCUUCAUGUUUGUUGUAGCUCAUUGUGGAAGAGUUGGUUAGUGUUGGGUUUGUUAGGCUUCUCUCUUUCUCUGUUUAAGGAGGUGUGGUGUGGGUUGUUUCAGAGGAAGAGCAGAGAAGAAGAGCUAGGCGUGGAGGUGUAGAAGAGGUAGCUAUCAAUCACAGGCUUGCCUCGGCAAUCGUCACCGUUUAUUGAAAAACGAUUUUCAAGAUUCCAUCUCCAAAGAGCUAUAGUUCCAUCCGUUGAUUACCCAGAAGAUGAAAUGCCCUUCUUUACACGAUUUGAUCUCUCCUCUUCUUGUUGCUACUUGUUAUUAGCUAGUGUUAUAACACCACCGACUCGCUCAUUUCAAUCAUCAACUCACCAUUUUGAAUAAUGGGUAUUGCCUUCUUGCUUGAUAAUAACGUCACGCUAUCGACCCACUCCAUUUUGAAGGCAAUUCAAGGCUUGCCUGUAUUGGAGCUAGCCUCUAUUUGCAUUAAUUUGACGCUUUUUCUCGUCUUUCUCUUUAUAAUAUCUGCCAGACAAAUAUUUGUUUGCGUUGGCCGGAUUAGAUUCAUUAAGGAUGAUACGUCAGUUGCUAAUUCAAGCCCAAUUCGACGGACUAGUGCUGAUGGAGAGAUUCGAGAGGUUAUAAUCGGUAGUGGAUUUAAGUUGGUUUUACUUUGUUGUUUCUAUGUUUUGUUUUUACAAUUUUUGGUGUUGGGGUUUGAUGGUAUUGCUUUGAUUAGAGAGGCUGUUAAUGGGAAAGUUGUGGAUUGGUCUAUAAUUGCUUUACCUGCUGCCCAAGGUGUAGCUUGGUUUGUGUUAAGUUUUUCAGCACUUCAUUGUAAAUUUAAGGCGUCUGAGAAAUUCACACUAUUGUUGAGGGUGUGGUGGGUUUUCUCAUUUUUGAUUUGUUUAUGUACUUUGUAUGUGGAUGGGAAGAGUUUUCUGAUUGAAGGUGUGAACCACUUGAGUUCUCAUGUUGUGGUGAAUCUUGCUGCAACUCCGGCUCUUGCUUUUCUAUGUUUUGUAGCAAUUAGAGGUAUUACUGGAAUACAAAUUUGUAGGAAUUCUGAUCUUCAAGAGCCAUUACUUCUUGAAGAAGAGGCAGGAUGUCUUAAGGUCACUCCAUAUAGUGAUGCUGGGUUAUUUAGCUUGGCUACUCUUUCAUGGUUAAACCCACUACUCUCUAUUGGUGCAAAAAGACCACUUGAGCUUAAGGACAUACCCCUUCUUGCUCCUAAAGAUCGGGCCAAGACUAAUUAUAAAGUUUUGAAUUCAAAUUGGGAAAAAUUGAAGGCAGACAAGCCUUCAGAGCAGCCUUCUUUAGCUUGGGCAAUUCUCAAGUCAUUCUGGAAGGAAGCGGCUUGCAAUGCCAUAUUUGCCUUGGUGAAUACUCUUGUUUCAUAUGUGGGUCCAUACAUGAUUAGCUACUUUGUUGAAUAUUUAGGGGGGAAAGAGACUUUCCCCCAUGAGGGAUAUAUUCUUGCUGGGAUAUUCUUCUCAGCCAAGCUUGUGGAGACCUUAACAACCCGGCAAUGGUAUCUUGGUGUUGACAUUUUGGGUAUGCAUGUGAGAUCGGCUUUGACAGCAAUGGUGUACCGAAAAGGACUCAGGCUCCCAAGUUUGGCCAAGCAAAGUCACACUAAUGGAGAAAUUGUUAAUUAUAUGGCAGUUGAUGUCCAGAGAAUAGGGGAUUACUCCUGGUAUCUCCAUGACAUAUGGAUGCUUCCCCUGCAAAUAAUUCUUGCACUUGCAAUUUUGUUUAAAAAUGUUGGAAUUGCUGCUGUUGCAACUUUAGUUGCCACCAUUAUCUCCAUCAUUGUUACUGUCCCCCUGGCUAAGAUACAAGAAGAAUAUCAAGACAAAUUAAUGGCUGCUAAAGAUGAUAGGAUGAGGAGGACUUCUGAGUGUCUGAAGAAUAUGAGGAUUAUGAAGUUGCAAGCUUGGGAGGACAGGUAUCGAGUGAAGCUGGAGGAAAUGCGAGAUGUGGAGUUCAGAUGGCUCCGCAAAGCCCUUUAUUCUCAAGCUUUUAUAACAUUCAUUUUCUGGAGCUCUCCUAUAUUUGUUGCAGCUGUUACUUUUGGUACUUCAAUAUUGCUGGGUGGUAAGCUUACAGCAGGAGGUGUUCUUUCUGCUUUGGCCACCUUCAGAAUCCUACAAGAACCACUCCGGAAUUUCCCUGAUUUGGUGUCAAUGAUGGCCCAGACAAAAGUUUCUCUUGAUCGAAUUUCUGGAUUCCUACUGGAGGAAGAUUUGCAGGAAGAUGCAACCAUUGUUCUGCCACGAGGCAUGUCAAACAUGGCAAUAGAAAUUAAAGAUGGUGAGUUCAGCUGGGAACCCUCUUCUUCAAAGCCUACUUUAUCAGGCAUACAAAUCAAGGUGCAAAAAGGGAUGCGUGUAGCUGUUUGUGGCACGGUUGGCGCUGGAAAGUCGAGCUUUCUUUCUUGUAUCCUUGGGGAGAUUCCUAAAAUCUCUGGUGAAGUAAGAGUUUGUGGCUCUGCUGCUUACGUGUCCCAGUCAGCAUGGAUACAAUCUGGAAAUGUUGAGGAAAAUAUUCUUUUUGGCAGUCCAAUGGAUAAAGCAAAGUACAAAAAUGUUAUCCAUGCUUGUUCGCUGAAAAAAGACUUGGAACUUUUCUCACAUGGUGAUCAGACCAUCAUUGGUGAUAGAGGUAUAAAUUUGAGUGGUGGCCAGAAGCAGCGGGUACAGCUUGCAAGGGCUUUAUAUCAAGAUGCAGACAUUUAUUUACUUGAUGAUCCCUUCAGUGCUGUUGAUGCACAUACUGGUUCAGAACUGUUCAAGGAAUACAUAAUGACGGCACUAGCAACUAAGACUGUGAUUUUUGUGACCCAUCAAGUUGAAUAUUUGCCUGCCACUGACUUAAUACUGGUUCUCAAGGAAGGGCGCAUUAUACAGGCUGGGAAAUAUGAUGAUCUGUUACAAGCAGGAACUGAUUUUAAAACUUUGGUUUCAGCUUAUCAUGAAGCAAUUGGAUCUAUGGAUAUCCCAAGUCACUCAUCUGAUGAUUCAGAUGAGAGUUUGCCUGUGGAUGUCUCUGUUGUAUUUAAUAAAAAAUGUGAUGCAACUGCAAGUAAUAUUGACAGUUUGGCAAAGGAAGUACAAGAGAGUGCAUCAGCCUCUGAUCAAAAAGCAAUUAAAGAGAAAAAGAAGGCAAAACGGUCAAGGAAAAAGCAGCUUGUUCAGGAAGAGGAAAGGGUGCGAGGGAGAGUCAGCAUGAAGGUGUACUUGUCAUAUAUGGCUGCAGCAUAUAAAGGCUUACUAAUUCCCCUAAUAAUCCUUGCACAAACAUUGUUUCAAUUUCUUCAAAUAGCUAGUAAUUGGUGGAUGGCUUGGGCAAAUCCCCAAACUGAAGGAGAUCUUCCUAGAGUGAAUCCUAUGUUACUCCUUGGUGUUUAUAUGGCCCUUGCUUUUGGGAGCUCAUGGUUUAUAUUUGUGAGGGCUGUUCUGGUUGCUACAUUUGGCCUGGCAGCUGCACAGAAAUUGUUUUUGAAAAUGCUUAGAUCUGUGUUUCGAGCACCGAUGUCUUUCUUUGACUCUACCCCAGCUGGACGUGUAUUGAAUCGGGUGUCUAUAGAUCAAAGUGUUGUGGAUCUUGAUAUACCUUUUAGACUUGGUGGGUUUGCUUCAACCACGAUACAGCUUUUUGGAAUAGUUGGUGUCAUGACAAAAGUUACCUGGCAAGUUUUGCUUCUUGUUGUUCCAAUGGCUGUUGCUUGCUUGUGGAUGCAGAAAUACUACAUGGCUUCAUCAAGGGAACUGGUUCGCAUUGUCAGUAUCCAGAAAUCUCCUAUCAUCCAUCUUUUUGGCGAGUCAAUUGCUGGAGCAUCCACGAUAAGAGGCUUUAGGCAAGAAAAAAGGUUCAUGAAGAGGAAUCUUUAUCUUCUUGAUUGUUUUGCCCGUCCUUUCUUCUGUAGUCUUGCUGCUAUUGAAUGGCUUUGCCUGCGCAUGGAAUUACUUUCAACCUUUGUAUUUGCUUUCUGCAUGAUUUUGCUGGUUAGCUUUCCCCAAGGAAGUAUUGAUCCAAGCAUGGCAGGCCUGGCUGUAACUUAUGGCCUUAAUUUAAAUGCACGCCUAUCAAGGUGGAUACUCAGCUUUUGCAAACUAGAAAACAAAAUUAUUUCUAUAGAAAGAAUUUAUCAAUACAGCCAAAUUCCAAGUGAAGCUCCAUUAGUUAUUGAGGGUUCCCGUCCAGCACCCUCAUGGCCUGAGAAUGGAACAAUUGAUCUGAUUGAUUUGAAGGUUCGUUAUGGUGAGAAUCUUCCUAUGGUGCUUCAUGGGGUAUCAUGCACCUUUCCCGGUGGAAAGAAAAUUGGAAUUGUGGGACGAACUGGAAGUGGUAAAUCCACACUGAUCCAAGCACUAUUUCGGUUAAUUGAACCUGCUGAAGGGAGAAUCUUUAUAGACAACAUUGAUAUUUGUACUAUUGGCCUCCAUGAUCUUCGUAGCCGUUUGAGUAUCAUACCGCAGGAUCCUACUUUAUUUGAAGGGACAAUUAGGCGGAAUCUUGAUCCCCUUGAAGAGCGAACAGAUCAGGAAAUUUGGCAGGCUCUUGAUAAAUCCCAGCUUGGGGAGAAAGUCCGCAAUAAAGAACAAAAGCUUGAUACACCAGUGCUAGAUAAUGGGGAUAAUUGGAGUGUAGGGGAACGGCAACUCGUUGCCCUAGGUCGGGCUUUGCUCAAGCAGGCUAGAAUAUUAGUGUUGGAUGAAGCUACAGCAUCAGUGGAUACAGCUACGGACAAUCUUAUCCAGAAAAUUAUCCGGAAAGAGUUUAAGAAUUGCACUGUUUGCACAGUUGCACAUCGUAUCCAUACUAUCAUUGACAGUGAUCUAGUUUUGGUACUCAGUGACGGUCGAGUUGCAGAGUUUGAUUCUCCAGUUCGGUUGUUAGAAGAUAAAUCAUCCAUGUUUGCAAAGCUGGUAGCGGAGCAUGUGACAAGGUCAACAAGCGGCAUACCAGACUUUUGAUCAGAUGGUAUGCUGAAAAUACUUUGGGUGAGAGGCAGGAAGAGCAGAUUGAGGUCCACGAGCAAAGUGGAUGCUGCUGCUGCUGCUGCAUUCGGCGGACGGGAAUUGAAAACAGGAAGGAUUAAGGUGCAAGCUUCGAUUCUUGCAUGAUCCCUAUAGUUUCAAGUUCAAGGGAGAAUCCAUGCUUGGUUGGCAUAAUUUGUAUCAGAAAAUAAGUUGGUAAUAAUCACACGAGAAGGGGAAAAAAAAAGAAAGAAAAUUGUGGGUCUAAAUUCGUUCGAUGAUGUGCAAUAAAAUUAGUGGUUAGAUUAGGGCAGGCUUCUGUUUUUGUGUAGGAAAAUUGUAGAGCUAAACUAGUCAAUGCCCAUCCCACUUCAUUCUAGUGGCAUAAUUCAGUUUUAGACUAGAAAUUUUGGAUGCCAGAAAUUUCUUCUACUAUUGUUUCUCUUUAUUUCUUCACUUUCUGCUUCCCAUUAUAUAUAUUGACAUGCAUGGUUAUUCCUAA